AUGGCUUCGCUGGACACGAUCAUCAUUGGAGCAGGCUGGGCUGGUGCCGUAGCCGCACGCCAUCUCGCGCAGAGCGGGUACAAGGUGCUUGUCCUUGAAGCACGAGAGCGCAUCGGUGGACGGGCGCGGACCUAUACCGAGGGUACGCACGUCCCCGUCGACCUCGGGUGCAGCUUUAUUCACGGAUACAAGGAGGGCAAUCCUGCGAAAGUGAUUGCGAAGGAGCUUGGCAUUGCAGUCGAUGUAGCAAAACCGGCUGACAAUGCCAUAUACGGCGCCAAUGGCCUUCUUGACGCAUCAGCAGCCAACGACCUACGGGAUCGUCUUGGUCAGACGCACGCAGCUGCCCGCAACACAGCUCUCAAUAGCACGUCUCUAUCACCCUCACCGACGACGCCCCUUUCGGCUGCAUUCUUCGACCCCAAUUCCAAACUCAGCACUUCAUCCACGCCCAGCACCGCGGCCGCCUUCGCUCGUACGCUCGAGGUGCCCUUGAAUGCCGUCCUCGAACAGGUGAGCCUGCGCUGGACCGGGUGGGAGGACAACUUCGCGGGAUCCGAUGGCGCGCCCCAGGGUGGUUUCCAGUCCUUCGUCGACCGCGUCUUCUCCGCCGCGACGAACACAGGCAACACUCGCAUUCAGCUCGGAGAGACCGCCAUACGGAUCCAGGAAGAGCAGUCCGGCGUGAACGUCUCGACGGACAAGGGCAUCUACCGUGCCGCGACGGUCUUGUGCACGAUUCCCCUUGGUGUGCUGAAGCGCGACGCUGUCAAGCUGUUCGAGCCGAAGCUCCCGGUGCGCAGAACGGAGACUAUCCAGGGCACGCACGUCGGCAUACUCGAGAAGCUCGUCCUCACCUAUUCGGAGGCCUGGUGGCCGAACGCGGGCUCGGUAGGGUCAUUCACCUUACUAGCAACCAAGUUUUUGGGCGGUGACCCAGAGACAGUGGAGGACGUGCUAUCGUCCACCACGCUCGUCGUCGCCUCCUUCGCGGGCCCAUCCCUGCCGCAUCAGCAUCCGACCCUCCUCUUCUACCUCUCACCCACGCCCGCCCUCGGGCUUGCAAAGUUCUCGCUCGAGGAGGUGACUGACGCUGUGCAUACGUUCCUCGUCUCGCGUUUCCAGCCCGCCGCGCAGCCGGCCAAACCGACGAGCUCCGUUAUGACGGACUGGCACAAGGACCCGCUCGCACUUGGUUCGACCACGACGCCCAGCAUCGCCGGCGAGGGACGCGGCCCGCUUGACUUCGCAGAGCUCGCGAAGCCACUUUGGGGAGGCCGCCUUGGGUUUGCCGGCGAGCAUACGGAGAUGAACCACAGAGGGAGCAUCGCGGGGGCGAUCAUCAGCGGGAGGAGGGAGGCGGAGCGCGUCACUCUUCUGCUCACCAAGCUCGCCGAGGCAUGA
This is a messenger RNA of Fomitopsis serialis, 1404 nucleotides long. RefSeq names its product amine oxidase. Gene Ontology annotation, molecular function: oxidoreductase activity. The record is from RefSeq and is a predicted model, not a curated record. Lineage: Eukaryota; Fungi; Basidiomycota; Agaricomycetes; Polyporales; Fomitopsidaceae. Bases 1 to 1404 code for a protein of 467 amino acids. The transcript is spliced from 4 exons.